AUGGCGGAGGUGGGGGGGGUCUUCGCCUCCUUGGACUGGGAUCUGCACGGCUUCUCCUCGUCUCUGGGGAACGUGCCUCUAGCUGAUUCCCCGGGUUUCCUGAACGAGCGUCUGGGCCAGAUUGAGGGGAAACUGCAGCGCGGCUCGCCCACCGACUUCGCCCACCUGAAGGGGAUCCUGCGACGCCGCCAGCUGUACUGCCGCACUGGCUUCCACUUGGAGAUCUUCCCCAACGGCACGGUGCAUGGCACCCGCCACGACCACAGCCGCUUCGGAAUUCUGGAGUUUAUCAGCCUGGCUGUAGGGCUGAUCAGCAUCCGGGGAGUGGACUCUGGCCUGUAUUUAGGAAUGAACGAGCGAGGAGAACUCUAUGGGUCGAAGAAACUCACACGUGAAUGUGUUUUCCGGGAACAGUUUGAAGAAAACUGGUACAACACCUAUGCCUCCACCUUGUACAAACACUCGGACUCGGAGAGACAGUAUUAUGUGGCCCUGAAUAAAGACGGCUCACCCCGGGAGGGAUACAGGACUAAACGACACCAGAAAUUCACCCACUUUUUACCCAGGCCAGUAGAUCCUUCUAAGUUGCCCACCAUGUCCAGAGACCUCUUCCGCUAUAGGUAACGGACCCCUAGUGUGACCUCUGUGACCCAUGUACUCUGCGGCCGCAGUUGUCCCUGGAAGCACUAUACUCAUAGCUUUUCAAUCCUCUUUCCUAUCAAUUUAGAUAACAAAGAAGCACUUACUGUUCAACUCGACCCAGCU
Molecule: messenger RNA, 765 nt
Organism: Dama dama (fallow deer)
Lineage: Eukaryota; Metazoa; Chordata; Mammalia; Artiodactyla; Cervidae
Gene: FGF16
Product: fibroblast growth factor 16
Exons: 3
Coding region: 1-624 (207 amino acids)
Biological process (GO): positive regulation of cell population proliferation; positive regulation of endothelial cell chemotaxis to fibroblast growth factor; fibroblast growth factor receptor signaling pathway
Cellular component (GO): cytoplasm
Molecular function (GO): growth factor activity; fibroblast growth factor receptor binding
Source: RefSeq, a predicted model, not a curated record